AUGCGGGCGGUCGUGGCCGGGGGAGUCGCUGUGCUGUGCGCGCUGCUGGUCGCGGUGCUGCCCGGCUGUGUGUCCGAGCUGAUGACGGUGGUGCAGGAGCCGCUCAGAGUCGAGUCUUCCCUGCUGAAGCCAAAGGUUAUGAUCGCCAUUGUGGCUCGCAACGCGGCGCACAGCCUGCCACAUUACUUGGGCUGCAUCGAGAGGCUGGAGUACCCGAAGGAGCGCAUAGCGAUCUGGGCAGCAACAGACCAUAAUGUGGACAACACUACUUCAAUGUUGAAAGAAUGGCUGAAAAGAGCCCAGGGUGUCUAUCACUACGUGGAGUGGCGACCGAUGGACGAACCGAAAUCAUACACAGAUGAGUGGGGUCCGAAGCAUUGGCCUCCGUCACGGUUCAACCAUGUGAUGAAGCUGAGGCAGGCGGCGCUGAAGGCUGCCAGGGAACGAUGGGCUGACUACAUACUCUUUGUAGACAGUGACAACCUGUUGACAAACCCCCAUGUGCUGAACCUGAUGAUGGCUGAAAAGCUGACGCUGGCUGCCCCCAUGCUAGAGUCUCGCUCGCUCUACUCCAACUUCUGGUGCGGCAUCACCCCACAGGGAUACUACAAGCGGACCCCGGACUACCAGCCUAUCAGGGAGUGGAAGCGUCUCGGCUGCUACGCUGUUCCCAUGGUGCACAGCACCUUCCUAAUAGACCUGCGUCGUGAGUCCAGCAAGGAUCUGACUUUCUACCCCCCCCACCCCGACUACAGCUGGGCGUUUGAUGACAUCAUGGUGUUUGCUUUCUCUGCUCGUCAAUCAGGCGUGCAGAUGUAUGUGUGUAACAGAGAACACUACGGUCUGCUGCCCGUCCCUCUCAAAGCACAGCAGAGUGUGGAGGAUGAGAGCGAGAGUUUCAUACACACCAUCACGGAGGCUUUGAUUGACCACGACAUUGAGCCCUCUGAGCAUCUGCACUCUCAGCCGUCGCCACAAGACACCAUGGGCUUUGAUAAAAUUAUCCUGGUUAACCUGAAGCGCCGGCUGGACAGAAGAACCAGGAUGUUGAAAACAAUGUCUUCGCUGGGUUUACACACCGUGCUGGAAGAAGCAGUGGACGGCAAGGCUCUCAAUUCAUCCCAGCUUCAGGCGCUAGGAAUAGAGAUGAUGCCGGGAUACAAAGACCCUUACUCUGGUCGAGUCCUGACCAGAGGGGAGAUCGGGUGCUUCCUCAGCCAUUACUCUAUAUGGAAGCAGGUGGUGGAGAAUGGCAUCCCAAAAGUUCUUGUUUUAGAGGACGAUGUGAGGUUUGAACCUAGAUUUAAACGACGAAUCCAGUCCAUCAUGGAUGAUGUAGACAAAACCCAGCUGGAUUGGGACCUCAUCUACGUGGGCCGUAAGCGUAUGCAGGUGCAGCAGCCAGAGCAGUCUGUGGACGGCGUGAACAACCUGGUGAAGGCCGACUACUCCUAUUGGACGCUCGGCUACGCGCUCUCACUGCAAGGAGCCAAGAAGUUACUGGAUGCUAAACCCUUGUCGAAGAUGCUGCCUGUCGACGAGUACCUCCCUGUCAUGUUCAACAAACACCCCAACACUGCGUUCAUGACUCACUUCGAGCCUCGGGACCUGAAGGCCUUUUCCGUGGAGCCGUUGCUCAUCUACCCCACGCACUACACCGGAGAGCCGGGCUACUUCAGCGACACGGAGACCUCCACCAUCUGGGACGACGAGGCAGUGGAAACAGACUGGGACCGGCAGCACGCCCUCAAGACGGCCCAGCAAGGCAGCAUCGAGGCCAUGGCUCAGAACAGCGUCAGCGGAGACAUGCCCCCCCCCGCAGCCCGAGCAUCCCGAGACGAACUCUGAUACACUGACUCAGAGAGAAAGACUCGUGUUUACUACGCCGUGUACACACAGUGAAUUUCACUUCUCACACACACUUGAAAAGACGCUUGAACUGCAAGCUGACUUACUGUACAUUCAUUCAAACACACACACUGACUGGUGGAUAAAGCAGAGUGAAGAUGUCAAUCUGCUCUGCGGCCCGAUGAAGGGACACUGGGGAGAAGAAGAAGAAGAGGAGAUUCUGGGAUGAGGGCCAGCAGGCCUCAGACAAAAAGCUUUAUUUAUUCUCCACUUGCCUCCUCUGGGCAUGUGGAGACAUUUAUAACCCGGGAAAACUUAAGCAACACAUGGAAGACAGCUAACGUUAUAUGCAGGAUGUCAACGACAGAAAAAAAUUCUCCCAAAUCAAUUAUAAUGUUUUUUAACAAAGAUUAUUGUUAUUUAAAAAGAACAAAUGUGUUUUUUUUUUAAUGGGCAGCUGAAGAAUAAAGGAAUCUUAAAGCUGUCUGAAAAAAGUGUGUGUGCAACUGUGUAAAUAAGGGUCUGUGUAUGUGUGUGUUUAAGUGAGUUUGCACGUGGACAUAAUGCAUGUGUUUACCAAAGAGAACAUGUGUGGGAUGAGGGAAGCUGACAUACUGGACCCAAGUGUCACUGCCCCAGAUGAUGUCUCUCUCUCUCUCUCUCUUUCGCUCUCUCUCUCUCUAAUGGAUGGUAUUAAACUCAGUGUUUCUGUCUGAUAUUUCCCUUGCACAGCGGGCUGGUCCUGAUAAUUAGCAUUUAAAUCUUCAUCCUUACAUUACACGUAGCCUGCAGGAUGUAUGACAUGCAAUAUUGUGCACUUUAGGCCCCCUGCUUUCAGAAUGUAUGUGUUAAAUAAUUGUAGAUAAAGUGGAUUAUUGAAUUAUUCAUGUCCUCGACAAGGGCUGUUAUUAUUUUAGUUGUGGUUUCGGGCUGAACUAAUAAAACAUCUUCUCUGUUA
This is a messenger RNA of Gymnodraco acuticeps, 2806 nucleotides long. RefSeq names its product collagen beta(1-O)galactosyltransferase 2 (gene colgalt2). The record is from RefSeq and is a predicted model, not a curated record. Lineage: Eukaryota; Metazoa; Chordata; Actinopteri; Perciformes; Bathydraconidae. Gene Ontology annotation, molecular function: procollagen galactosyltransferase activity.